CGCUUCUUUUAUAAGUUGAAGCAUCUCGCUGCUAUAUAUCCAAGCUUUGACUCACCCAAUUGCAAUACACCAUAUUAUACCCAGUUACAGUACAUACAAUUACUCUACAGCAAGACCAUAAUGCUAUCGUCAAGCAACGUGAUGCGAACUGGCAUCCUCCGAACAGGAAGAAUAGCCACGCGAAACACAGCACGUCUCGCACGUUCAGCAACAGCUCAGGUUCAAACAACCCGUCGAAACUUUUCUUCCAGUCAACGAACACUCUGCGCAAGCUGUGCAACUUCAGGAGGACAAUCAUGCGUCCGACAUAACCCUAACAGUCGCGCUAGCGCCGGAAACAUCACCACAAGCUUCAGUGCUAACAGUAGCCUCGGCAAGACUGCCGCUUACGCUACAGCUGCUAGCCCCAUCAUUCCUAAUGAACAGUGGGCACAAGUUUUGGAAGAACGAGGUGGAGCUGUCCAAUAUAAAAAGAUCCCUGUUCCAACGCCAGGCUCCGAUGAGGUUCUAAUCAACGUCAAGUAUAGUGGAGUCUGCCACACAGACCUUCACGCCGUCAAUGGCGACUGGCCCCUUGAAUCGAAGAUGCCCCUUGUUGGCGGUCACGAAGGUGCCGGUAUCGUAGUAGCACGAGGAGAGCUCGUCAAAGACGUUGAAAUCGGUGACCACGUUGGCCUCAAGUGGCUUCACGGCUCCUGCAUGAGUUGCGAACAGUGUCGACAGUCCAACGAAUCGCUCUGCUCAGAAGCCUCCCUGUCAGGAUAUACUGUUGAUGGUUCGUUCCAGCAAUACGCUGUAGGAAAGGCUGCGCACGUCGCGCGAAUUCCCAAGGACUGUGAUCUCGCUGGCGUAGCACCUAUUCUGUGUGCUGGACUUACAGUCUACAAGGCUCUCAAGUCUUCUGGCGUUCGACCAGGACAGAGUGUUGUCAUUGCUGGCGCUGGAGGCGGUCUUGGUGUUUUCGCUAUUCAAUAUGCCAAGGCCAUGGGGCUUCGAGUAACAGCUCUCGAUGGCGGAGACGAAAAGCGCAAGGUUUGCACUGAGCUUGGUGCUGAUACCUUUGUUGAUUUCAAGACAUCGACGGAUAUUGUUGGAGAGAUCAAGAACGCUACAGGUGGCCUUGGCCCCGAUGCUGUUCUCCUUCUUGCAGCCAGUGAGAAGCCAUUCCAACAAGCUAGUCAGUAUGUUAAGAGCAAGGGCACAAUUGUCUGUGUUGGUUUACCAGCCAAUGCUUUCGUCAAGGCUCCUGUUUUCGACACUGUCGUCCGUGAAAUCAACAUCAAGGGCAGCUAUGUCGGUAACCGACAGGAUACUGCUGAAGCCAUUGAAUUUUACAGACAAGGUCUUAUCAAGGCACCAUACAAGAUUGUCGGAUUGUCAGAACUCCAGAAGGUCUAUGAUAUGAUGAUUGCAGGCAACGUUGCUGGCCGUUAUGUCGUGGACACCAGCAGAUAACGACCCUGAAUGAUUUUGAUAUUAUUGGAGGUUUACUGAAAGCGUUCUUGAUGUUGCUUGCGGAAUAGGCAUUAUAUACCAUGGAGGAUUUAUGUAUAACAUGAGAGGAAAAAGAUUUCCUAGCUGCUGAUGUCUUGGUUAUAUUUAGCUUUGAUCAUUGAUUACAGGCAGGGCUUUAACUUUAUUACAAUUUUCAAGUGUCUUUUUACUAUACAUAAACAGAUUUUAGGGGCAGACCAUGCUUCCUGAAGGAUGUGCUCAACAGGAGGUAAUAUUUG
This is a messenger RNA of Fusarium oxysporum Fo47, 1733 nucleotides long. Its product is annotated as chaperonin 10-like protein. The record is from RefSeq and is a predicted model, not a curated record. NCBI's taxonomy places the organism in Eukaryota, Fungi, Ascomycota, Sordariomycetes, Hypocreales, Nectriaceae. Gene Ontology annotation, molecular function: zinc ion binding; oxidoreductase activity. Bases 121 to 1455 code for a protein of 444 amino acids. The transcript is spliced from 4 exons.